Molecule: messenger RNA, 5167 nt
Organism: Eublepharis macularius
Lineage: Eukaryota; Metazoa; Chordata; Lepidosauria; Squamata; Eublepharidae
Gene: REPS2
Product: RALBP1 associated Eps domain containing 2
Exons: 20
Coding region: 17-2608 (863 amino acids)
Biological process (GO): endosomal transport; endocytosis
Cellular component (GO): plasma membrane; cytoplasm
Molecular function (GO): protein binding; calcium ion binding
Source: RefSeq, a predicted model, not a curated record
GGGAGGAUACUACUGAAUGCGGAGGGCCGUUAGCAGCUGGGAGGCACAGGCGCUCUGCAGGUGCUUAGAGAGACUCUUUCCUCGGCGUUCUUUUCUCCACAGAAGCGGCCUGGGGAGAGCGCGCGGGCGCGAGGCGGAGUUUCCCCACCCGGGCCCGAAGGAACCCCCGAGGGCGGUGGUCUGGCGGGGCCCCUUCCCUCUUCCCACCUGCCCCCGCUUGAGAGGCCAGCCCUCCCCCAGAGGCGGCCGCCUCUUCCUCCUCCUCCGAGCCGGUGUGCGGCGGAGGCUGCAGUGUCGGAGCGCCGCUUGGGCACGUGCCCUGGGAAGGCUCUUCUCGUCCUUCUGCUGGAAGCGGCGGCGGCUCCCCCCUGCCGCAGCGAAGAAGGAAGCCGGGAGGCGGCGGCUGCCUUUUCUGCCUGCCGGAGGAGCAGCAGCACCGUUCCGUUCUGCACCAGGGAGGAGGAGCGCCGAAGACUGCGCCUUCCCCGCUGCGGCGGAGCAGCUGACCGAGGCUCUGGGGCGCUCUCCCGCCUCGUCCCUUCUCAUGGAGCCGGGAGCUACUGCGGCCAGUGCCGCCGCUCUCUUCCUGGCUGGGAGCGAGCAGCAGUUUUACUCUGAGCUGUUCUCGCUUUGCUGCGGCGGCCAAGCUGCGCCCGAGGCGGGGACGGCCCCGGCCGCUGGGGGGAGCAAAGUGGCGGAGCUCUUCAGGGCGUCGCAGCUGCCUCCGGAGACGCUUCACCAGAUUACAGAAUUAUGUGGUGCUAAACGUGUUGGAUAUUUUGGUCAUGCUCAGUUUUAUGUUGCUUUGAAGCUCAUUGCAGCUGCCCAGUCUGGUAUCCCUGUACGAUUAGAGAACAUUCAGAAUGAAUUACCCUUGCCUCGGUUUAUGGCACUGAAAAUUGAUAAUGAAAUGCGGUACAGUCAUCCUGCAGAAGCACAUGGAGCUAAAUUUCAGAUCCCGCAUGCAACAGCUGAAAGAAGAUUGGAUGAAGGAGACAAACAGCAAGAUGCAAAGUCUCCCACUCUGUCUCCCAUUGAUUCACCACCUGCUUCUCCAUCAAGCUACCAGAGAAUUCCCUUGACUUAUGGGUAUGGCAUACUGAGGAGUGGGCUUGAACAGCAGCAUGGAGGGCCAUAUGAAGUUCGACAUUCGACACACCAACAAGAAGGACCAACAUCAGGGAAUUAUGGGUCCAAAUCAGUACCAGCACAUUCUUCUCUGACACGGUCUUUUUCAGUAGAAAGAGAACCACAGGACAACAGUAGUAGUAAUUACUCAGAUGACCCCUGGAGGAUAACUGAGGAACAACGCGAGUAUUACAUCAACCAGUUCAAGUUCCUGCAACCUGACUUGAACUCUUUCAUUUCAGGUUCUGUGGCUAAGAACUUUUUCACAAAAUCUAAGCUGCCCAUCCCUGAGCUUUCACACAUAUGGGAACUUAGUGAUGUAGACUGCGAUGGAGCAUUGACACUAUCAGAAUUCUGUGCUGCCUUUCACCUUGUGGUUGCUCGGAAGAAUGGUUAUCUUUUGCCAGACACUUUGCCGGAGACUCUGCUGCCUGAUUAUCUUCAAGCAGCUUCCCUUAAGCCUAAAUGUGACUGUGUGUUGAAUUCUUAUUCGGAAUCAUUGUCAGUGGGUCAACAAACAAGAGACUUCAGUAGGACUGAGCUGGAAACUGUCCGUGAGCAUCCAAACAACUCGGAGCCACUGAUUCUCUUUGAGGCAACUUCUGUUAAACCAGAGACUUCACCUGAAGAUGCACCCAAUGAAAUUGCCCUGACACAGGAUGCAAUUAAUGAUGACAAACAAGGCCUGAAAAUUAGUGCAUCAGCCCAAACAAUUCCAAAGGAAUGUAAAGUAUCUCAGCACAUGGCUGUCAAAACAGUUGCUCAGGAAUCAAAUACACUCAAAGCAAGACCAAGAUCCAGGUCUUAUUCUAGCACAUCUAUUGAAGAUGCAAUGAAAAAAGGGGGAGAACCUCCAACUCCCCCACCGAGGCCACAGAAAUCGCAUUCCAGAGCAUCCUCCUUAGAUCUGAAUAGAAUGUUCCAGCAAAAUACACAAGCUAGGGCAGGCUGGCUUCCACUUCCCCCUGCUCUGCCUCCUAGGCCUUUUGGUUCACAGGUUUCUCAUCAUAUUACAAAUGUUGAACCAAAUGCUCAACUCAAAUCAAGCUACAAAGACUUCAGACUUGAAGAACAGAUGGAGCAAGAAUCUGUGGUCGAAUUACAUUUGCCAACCACCAAAGCCUCAUCACAGGUAGAAGAAAGCAGCCUAGUAAAAAAGGAGGUUUUGUUUACUCAGCCGCCCUCAAAACCCAUCCGCAGGAAAUUCCGACCUGAAGGCCAGAUGCUGGAAAAUCAGGAACUUUCUCCCACUAAAAGUGUGGCAUCUUCUUUGGCUGCCAUCAAGCCCCACCAUUCAAUCCCAAAACAGUCCUCAAAACAGAAGAAAGCUAUUCAGACAGCUAUUCGUAAAAACAAAGAAGCGAAUGCAGUGCUUGCUAGGUUAAACAGUGAACUCCAGCAACAGCUAAAGGAAGUUCACAAAGAACGAACAGCCUUGGAAACCCAGUUGGAGCAGCUCCGACCUGUAACUGUCCUAUGACAGUAUAUAAAAGAACAUUUGUGUCAAGAAUCCUUAGAUUGCAUCAGCACCCCAUAUUGGCAUAAUGUUUGCACUAAGGCAAUAUCAUGGAAGAAAAAAUGACAGCCAGAUUUCUUUAGCAUUUCUUGCACCAGUUUAUCUUGCAGUUGGAAAAAGGUACAGAAUCUGAAUGUCAAACUUUAUGCCUGUGAAAUCAAAAAGUUACCUCCAUUGGUCCUUCAGAAAUGCCAGUCAAAAGCCAUCUCUCUCUUAUUAUAAGCUUGUUAUAUAUUUCAGUUAUUUUUUAUUUAUAUGCAAUUGAGGGGGGGACUUCCAGGAAAUUUGUUUAUAUUUAAAUUCAUACUGGAAAGUCAUUCCAUAGAUACCUGUGAUUUCUCAAGGUCUCUCUAGUUUUAGGAUAAAUGUAAGUAGCAUCUGCAGAAAUUUGUAUGCUUUUUACGUACCUUACUAAUCACAUAUAGGUGCAAGGCACCAGCCUAGUUAUGAUGUAACACAUGCACAUUCUUUCCUCUAAAUGCUGUCCCUACUCAUUGGCUCCUUGCCUGUUUUAUUAAUCAGUACAUCUCAGCCCCGCUGCAUUAGUUGCCACUUGCGCUCCUUCGGUGUUGGUGAGAGUGGAGUGCCACAAGCGACACCAUUUGGAUUGAGACCCUUUGUUCUGAUCAGAUGCAGCAGUUUUGCAUAUUGCACCACCAAAGCCAUUUUAUGAGGGGCACAUAUAUGCCUAUAGCUCAGUUCAUGGGUUUCAUCUGUUUGCACUGGCAUGUGCAGUACCUUAGCACUGAUAUUCAUUGGGUGCUUUCCACGCUGUUUUGUUAUGCAACCUCAUCAUCUUGGAGUAGUCAAGUUUGGGGCAUAUUCUACAACUAAUAGAGAGCACCCUCCCCCAACAAGUGAUCCUAUGGAGUCCUUGUGCAUGGUGAUACUAUUGUGUUCUCUGUCAGCAUGGCUGGCUUUGUGAAUUGUGCCCCAUUACAGUAUUUUAUAUUUUACUGAUAAAAUGCUAUCAACUAAUGAAAAAUUUAAAUCUAAAACUUAGAAACCUACUGGUUAUAGCAAUUGUAUUUUGAUUACUUGUUCUGUAAGAUAUAACCAGCAGGGAAAGUUGGCAAUGAACAUUCCCCUCAUACUGUCUGUCUAUCAGUAAAACUUAUUUACUUGAAAAAUUAUACUUGGUUUAUGUUCUAAAAACUGAAAUUACCAAAAAAGUACCUGUGUAACUUUCAUUCCAUUUGGGGGUAUGGUUCUUGGCCAUGGUGACUUACUGGGUCAUCUUUCCAAAUCACUCCACACAGCUCGCCCUAAGAAGGCCUACUGAACUCAGUGGGACUUCAUUGGAGUAAACAGACAUAAGGAUCUGGCUGUAUGUCCCCUUAAUAGUAUAACUUUGUCUGGAUUGUACCCAAAAUAUAUAAUACUCCUUAAUUUGCAUAUGGAGACUGCUUUGACAAAAGGAAAAGAGAUAUUCUGAGGAAAAGGACAUGCAGAAUAAGCUUUUUACCAUCACCAGUCUUAACAUUUGUUCAGUUUGGCUUUUUUUCAUAGAUUAUUGUGCAUCAUUACAAAAUGUAGCAUACAUAUUGCAUCAUCUAGAAUUCUCCCCCAUUUCCUUCUUGCCUUAAAAUGUUCCAUAUUUCAUUAUUUUUAUAAAACAAGCAUAAUUUCUGAAACUGGAAGACCUUACUAAUUAAUACUAGAUUAGCAAUAUCCUCUGAGAAUUGCUGCUUUAGUUUUCAUACAGUGAAAGUCUUAAAAACAUUAUUACUUGAGAUCAAACUUAACCAUGUGUUUAAAUAUUUUAGGCUAGACUCACAGCAUCUGGAUCUUAUGUGGCAAAAAUUGUGCAUCUUCUCUUCAAUAGUAUAUAAAUCCUAGUAGUACGACUACCGACUGAGCUAUGGGGACUUUUUUAGGCCUACAGUACAUAUUACCGACACACUACCAGAUUUCGGGUUUAUUUAAAGUUUCACAGAGCUGUGUAGUGUGAACAUCAUUAAUAUAAAUAUUUAAAAUUGGCAAGAAACAAUGUUUUGACUAGCAUUUAUAAAAAUUGUUUGAAGAGGGGUCUGGAAGAAUAAAAGAAAACUAUCUAAAAUUAAAGCUAUUUCAAAGUCGGGUAUAUAAAAAAAAAUUGGUUGGGUAUCUCAAGUUUAUUUAUAAUCAUGAUAGCCUAUGACAACAUGAGGUUAGAAACAAUAAUGGUCAUACUUAGAAACAAUCUCAUUCCAUCUUUAUGUUGGUUACGCCAUAAAAAUUAUUUCAAAUAUCUUGUUCAAUUGCUACAGUAAUUACUGGAGUUAAAAAUUAUUGUAGCAUGAUGCCACAUUUUUCUGCUAAAAAUGGCAUUCAGUGCAGCUCUGCUACUUUUAUAGAGAUGUGUGACAGUUCCCUAUACUGAGUCAGUCUAUCUCCAUUCUGUCUGCAUUGACUGGCAGUAUUCUUUCCUAGUCCAGCAGCCACAGAAUUUUGGCCAUUUCCACACACUGUUAAAGAGACAGACCACUCACUGAACUCUGGCAUUUUUUUUUCACUCGCUCCAUACAUCUCCAAUUUUAAAGC